AGUGAUGUCAGGACAGGGAGGGCUUACCGCAGGAGAUAAGGCCAGCUAAUGGAGAUGAAAUGAAUCGGUAUUUAAAAGGUCUUUUUUAGUUAAGGCAGUUAGCUGGCAGCAGACAGUUGGCUGGUACGAGCGAGGCAGUUCAGUUGGAUGUGAAGGAGGGACAGUACACACUUUCUGUAAGCUGUCUGAAGAUUGUUUUUUUUUUACUGUGAAUUGAAAUACAGUUUCAAGUUUCGCUCACUGGUUUGAACUUCAGCAUUCAGGUCGAGGUCAAAGUUGGGUUUGUCAUGACCCCACGGGAGCAGCUGAGGAAGAUGACAGCGCUGGGAGAGCAGGGGGCUUUAGAUGAGAAGCACUGGUACCGUCUGGUUAACGGCAUGUCUGCUGGAGAGCUGAGGCAGAGACAGGAGAUGAUUAUGAGGAACCAGAUGGCCAUGGCCCCGCAGAUCCUCGCUCAGGGGCAGCAAAGGUUGCAGGGUGUCCCUACACAGUUCGAACCUCGCUUCAUGGAGAGGGAGCUGGUCCCCCAAAACGAAAUGGUUGCUUCUGACACCAGACAGAUGCACAUGGGACCCCACCUGGGUCCACCUCUACCACCACAUGCCAAUGUCCUGCCCGGGAGAGCAUUCCCAGGAGCAGCUGGCUACGGGUUCCUGCCCUCAGAGCCCAUGGAAACAGUAGCCCGGCGACAGGAGCUCAUUCACAAGCAGAAUAUAGCCAGAAUGGAGAUGAACGCCAUCCUACAUCAGAAGGAGCUAGAGAACGCCCAUCAAAAGGGACUUAUUGGAAUUGAUAACCCCAUGGCAUACUCCGCCAACCCCAUGGCGUUUAGAAGUCGUCAGCGCCUGCCGGAUGGCCAUGAUGUCUUCGUUCACCGUCCCACCCUCGAUGAGCUGCACUCCAACAGCCUCCUCAUGUCGGCUAGCCCUUACCCACCAAUGAGCACACUGCACAGAGAGCGGGGCCGCAGGGCAGGCAGGAGGCCGACCGCUCACAAGACCUCAGAGAGCCACGUCGCCCACCUGAAAUGCCAGGCAGAAGACAAAAGUGUAGAGCAGAGCCCGGGGGCGACGUCAGGGGAGGAGAAAGAGGCGGAAGCGAAGGGGGACAUGGGAGAAGAGUGCGCGACAAGCAAGACGCAUCAUCAGGCCAAAAUAGACUCUGAGCUCAGCACAGGGAGCAGGAAAAACUACAAAGAAGGGGAGCCCGGCCUGCGCAAAAACUGUGCGAACAGUCAAGAUGGCUGCUCAGAUGUGGCCAACAGCAGCACGAAUGAUAAAGACAUUUCUAGCCAGUGUUCAGCUUUCCAGGACAAAUUCAUGUAUCCCUCCUCUGGUGGAACGCUUACAGGAAUGCCUUACAUGUUCCCAGUCCCUGGAAAUGGUUUUCUUCCACCUGGUCCAGCCAAUCUCUUUCUCAAUGGCGACGAGGUGUCUGAGGACGUAAGAAAAUGGACGGUGAAUGAUGUUUACAACUUCAUCAACAGUAUACCCACGUGUUCAGAAUAUGCACAGACCUUCAAAGACCACAUGAUUGACGGGGAGACACUGCCCCUACUGUCAGAGGAGCAUCUGCUGGACACACUGGGGCUCAAGCUGGGACCAGCUCUAAAGAUCCGCUCACAGGUUUCCAGACGCAUGGGCAACAUGUUGUACAUGAUGAACCUGCCGCUCGCCACCGCUGCACCGCUGCAGGCCCCUCCAGAGAAGCCCGGGGACCGUUCACCGGAGAUCGGCUCCCCUGUCAACUGCAACAGUGAGGAGAUGGUGGCGAGUCCACGAGACGCUGAUGUCCUCAAGUCCACAGAGACCCUUCAAGAGACAGACAACAACAACAACUCACCGCCAUCUGCUAGCAGUGAGACGGCCUGAUCAGAGCAAGAAAUGAGGACAAACAAAAACAUAACCAGGCCCAGUCUGCACCUACAGCGCGGUGUUUGCUGCUGCAUCAGUGGAUGAUAUGUUUACAUAAUUAUUGACUGAUUUCAGAUGCUUUUUAUUAUAUGCUACCUGGCCUUUAAAUGCUGAUGAUCACCCCAUAGGCUCAGGUGUCAGCUAAAUAUUUUGUAAUUAACAUGUGUAUGGACAUUUAUAUUUUUUUAACAACCGUAGAGUUAAAGUUAUCUUAAAAUUACAUUUUUAUUAAUCUGGAAAUAUCUUACUAUAGUUUUAAACAAACGUACUUCAAUGCUGCUAGGUAUCAUUUCUACAGUAGGUCUGCAUAAAGAUCAUAUAAAUAACAUGGAAAUUGUUUUGUAAUUGAAUGAUGAAGAGUUUUUUAUUUGGUUGGGAUACCUUUAUGCUUUUGUUGGAUUGUAAAUAAAGU
Messenger RNA from Labrus mixtus (cuckoo wrasse), 2325 nucleotides. It is a transcript of the gene samd7, whose product is annotated as sterile alpha motif domain containing 7. The record is from RefSeq and is a predicted model, not a curated record. NCBI's taxonomy places the organism in Eukaryota, Metazoa, Chordata, Actinopteri, Labriformes, Labridae. The coding region runs from base 288 to 1871 and encodes 527 amino acids. The transcript has 9 exons. Gene Ontology annotation, molecular function: protein binding.